Messenger RNA from Cadophora gregata, 1593 nucleotides. RefSeq lists its product as uncharacterized. Gene Ontology annotation, molecular function: 8-oxo-dGDP phosphatase activity. The record is from RefSeq and is a predicted model, not a curated record. NCBI's taxonomy places the organism in Eukaryota, Fungi, Ascomycota, Leotiomycetes, Helotiales, Ploettnerulaceae. The coding region runs from base 490 to 1425 and encodes 311 amino acids. The transcript is spliced from 2 exons.
CAACGUUACAAGAAAUCUCAGAAUGACCGGAGAUUGAAUCCAAACCGUAUGGGAUCAUGCGGAUUGGAAAACAGGGCACAUGACCGUGGCGAACCAGCUGAGGACCUAGAGACGGAGAAGCGGAUAAGUAGAGGUAGCUGGCCUCUGCCGUGACACGUUUGCUCCAUUAAUGAGCAAGGGACGAGCCGUGCCGUACGGGUUGUGAGUCUCCCGAGUGUCCUCCGCCUCUGUACUGCAUAUGUACUGCAUAUGAGCAAGCUGGCAGGACAGAUUUUCAGGUUAGCCGCGUCAGCCCGGUUGGGGUCAUCAGCUUGCUAGUCAGCGCCUACAUCGGGUUUUCCAGCUUGAACUCUCUCCCACAUCCGCCCUGACUACAGAGCAUUGAAGAAAACAAAUCAACCACUUACAAGCACUUUUCUGAGAAGCUGCCGAAGUAUUAAGAUACCUUAGAAGUCAGGACACUAUUGUGCAACUUAAGGGUGUACAGCUAUGAAGACCAUUUUGGAGACUGUAAAAGAGCGAGAUAACUUUCCAUAUCAAGAAAUUGACGAUCGUGGAGAAUCUGUUCUGACAACGAAUGAUCUCUGGCGCUUCUAUCUUCCCAAUGAUCCUCGUCCACAUGGCUACAUUCAACAGUCCACAGUGGAAGCCCUGCCAUGGACUCCGGAUUUUCAUCUCGACGAAAACAGUACACCGAAGCGCGUCCAACUGAUUGCCAAUGAUACCACUACAGCAAAUGAUGCCAUCGCAAGCUUACUCCAAAAUGCUCGGCAACUAAACCACUUCAAAUGUCUCAAAGGCUGGAGAGACGAAGAAUACCGCAUCUUAGGAGCUCGUUCUGAUAUCAAAGUGGAGCGGGCGGGAGCAGGAUUACUUGGUAUCAUCACGACUGGCGUUCAUAUGACGCUCUUCACACGAUUGAAAGGAUCAGGCGAGAUGAAGAUCUGGGUUCCUACUCGUUCUAUGACCACGAAAGCAUACCCUGGGAUGUUUGAUAGUUCUGUUGCAGGAGGUGUACCGAUUGGAGUCGAGCCUUUUGAAUGUCUUGUCAAAGAAGCCGGCGAAGAAGCCAGUCUUUCUGAGGAUCUUACUAGACAGUCAGCUAAGGCAGUUGGUUGCGUCUCGGAAUUUUGUGUGAAAGAUGAUGGUCAGCUAGAACCAUCUAUUAAAUAUGUCUAUGACAUGGAACUUGUGAAGGGCAUGGACCCCAGACCUGGAGAUACUGAGGUUCAAGGGUUUCAGUUGAUGACUGUUGAGGAGGUGAAGAAAAGCGUUCUAGAGGGAAGGUAUAAACCCAUGUCUGGGAUGGUCAUUAUUGACUUCUUGAUCCGUCAUGGGAUUUUGAACCCGGGCAACGAGAAGGACUAUGCGGAGAUAGUUGCGAGAACGCAUCGACUGUUGCCUUUCCCCACAUCACCGAUGUAGGCAAAUGAACGACGAAUUCAUUACUGGGAGACGGUUCUGUCUUCAGCAAUCAAAUUUGAGUCGCUGACGCUUGCUCUUUCAAGUAUUUGAGUUUCGUCCAGUGGAUCCCGCUUAGCAGUAACCACUUUUCCCAGUCCAAUCAGUAAUACUAGCUCGUAUGCACGAUGC